GGUCCCUUCCAACACUGGCCAUUCUGUGAUUCUGUGAUUGAAAAAUCAAUUGGAAAAGGGAUGGAAUGCUUUCAUGGUAUGGAAGGGAUUCUUUCCUUCUCAGGCAUGAAGGAAAAGUAUCCUUUCAAAGAAGAUCUGCUACGUUACCCAGGCAAGAGGAAAGGUGUUGAGGGAAACCUAAGAGAGAAUUAGCUGUGCUUCGAGGUGAUGCAUCAUAUUGAACAAAGAGGGAAAAAGAUACAUAGACAUUGGACAUUGGGAGGAAAUUCUUGAAUCGGAGGGCAGUGAUGCACUGGAAUAGGUUGCUCAGAGAAGCUGUGGAGCUGUUACCCUCUUGCUUGGGAGAUGAGGGCCCCAUCCAGCCUGGCCUCAAACAUCGCCAAAGAUGGGGCAUCCACAGCUUCUCUGGGCAGCCUGUGCCAGCAUCUCACCAAUCUCGACUACAGAAUUUCCCCGAAGACUUAAUCUAAUCUCCUCUUCUAGAUUAAAACUAGAUCAAAUCAUGUCCUAUCCCUAUCAGACCUUGUAAAAAGUCACUUGCCACACACACUAGACACCAAAUAUGCUGUUCACUUGCCAUCUUUACUAGACCCUCCAGCAUCUGCCAUGAGGAGCGGUGCCAGCAGGUUGAGGGUGGCCGUCCUUCCUCUCUGCUGCACGGCAGCACCGGGUCCUCACUCUGUGCUGCCUGCAAGGGCUGCCACCCUCUUGCUUGAGGGCCAGCGCCCACACCCUCUGCGAGGCGGUGGCCGUGAUGUCACAGUGGGUGUCAUAGAGCAGCCAUUGUGACACACGAAGCUUGGAGCAGAGCAAAGGCUGCCAGGCUCAGGCCAAGCGGUCUGGUGAGGCGCAGAGAGAGCAGGGACUCUCGCAGUGCUCGCUAUCAACGCACAGUGAUGUCCAAUAGCAAGAGGAAGGCCUCCGACACGGAGGAGCCAGUGUGUGUGCUGUGUGGCCGGGCAGAUGUCGACCCGGACAUCUGCGGGCCCUUGCUUUUCGAGAGUGAGAUUCAUGUCCACGAGUUCUGCUUGAUGUUUGCCAACAUUGCUUCCGAAGCAACACCGGCAGGGCCAAGCACUGAGGGCCUCCCCCUUGCUGCCAUCACACUCAAGGUCAAGCAGGCAAACAAGCAGCAAUGCUGUGUUUGCGGUGAGCGGGGGGCUGCCAUCACAUGCGCAGAGAGCGGCUGUGCACGCAGCUUCCAUCUGCCCUGUGCCAUGGAUGGGGAAUGCAUCAGCCAGUACUUCGGAGAGCACAGGUCCUUCUGCUGGGAGCACCGCCCUCAACAGGCGACUCCGGAAGUUCCAGCAGAAGGCAACAACUGCCUCAUCUGCCUUGAGCCUGUGGGGGACAGCUUGUCCUACCACACCAUGGUGUGUCCAGCGUGCCAACAUGCCUGGUUCCACCGGGCCUGCAUCCAGGUAGGAGCCCUCCACUCACCCCACAGGCACGCCUGGUGCUCAGCAGCACCAGCACUGCUCACACUCACCCUGCUUGUGCUUCUCCUGCAGCAAGUGGCACUGAGCGCUGGCACGGUGUACUUUGACUGCCCCGCCUGUCGAGACUUCGGUCCGUUCUGUGAUGAAAUGUUCACCGUGGGGAUCCGAGUCCCAGACAGAGACCCAGAAUGGGACAAUGAUGAGGCAUACGAACCGCUCCGAGUGAGGCACAGCCGCUGCGAUGCCAGCGAAUGCCUUUACCCUGGAGGCAGAGAGCGGGCAGAGAGAAGGGGGCCCUGGCAGCUGAUCCUGUGCAACUCCUGCGCUGCUGAGGGCACCCAUCGACUGUGCUCCCACCUGUUUAACCCGAGAGACAUGUGGGAGUGCGACGGCUGUGCUGGCCUGGGUACCGGUAAGAGGCAAUCAGCCGCGUGGCACCGCACUGGGGCCAGGCAAGGCCUGGCAGCAACAGCUCAGGGCAGCUUUGCCAGAGUCUGUCUGUCCCAAGAGGGAUGGCAGAUCCCACUGUGGUGCCGCAGCUUCAGAAUAACGACCUUCCUGCCUCCCCUUACAGCCUCCAGCGCCAACGUUGAGCUCGCUGGUCCCAGCACUGCCAGCCAGAGUGCUCUGGGGUCAUCCAGCAGCUCCGUGGAGUCGGAGACCUUCAGCUCCGUGCCCACCAGCCAGGCAGCAGUGGAGACAUCCCAGAGUUCCCAGCUGCCUGAGCACAGCGACCUGCACAGUGUGCCUGAGACUGAGCAGGGGGCAAACGGCCCACGUUUAAGUGAGGAUCAGGCUACCUCUGAGCAGCUGCCAGGACGCCGUAGGAGCAGACAAACAGCAGCCCCGAGUGCUGAGAGCGACUCCCACACAUCCACCAGGCGGAGGGCAUCAGGGUCCUCCAGGGCGUCUCCAGCAGCUGCUCGCAGAAGACGUCCCAGGCGGCGAGGAAGAAGCCGCACACGAAGCCGCUCCCCGCUGCAAGCUCGGGCUCCGACUUCCCAGAGCCGGCCAAGAAGGCGCCGUGGCCGCUGGCAAACACCAGCCCCGGGGGAGCAGAGCGGCACCCGCAGAUCAACAAGAUCUGCCACUUCCAGGUCCCCGAGGGCUUCCAGAGUGCCCAGACGCAGGGGACCGUCCAGGCAGCGAGGGCGCACCCGCACCCAAAGCCCUCCUUCAGAGAGACGUCGGGCUCACAAUUCCCGCAGCUCGCCCCAAAGAGGCAGCAGGAGCCGGGCCCAACAGCGGAGGUCACCCCGGGAAUGAAGCUGCUCCCAGGAACAACUUCAGAGACAAAGUCCCCACAGACAGCCCCCGAGUCUACGUAGGAGCAGCUGUGUACCACUCAUAGAAUGGCCUGGGUUGAAAUGGACCACAAUGAUCAUCUAGUUUCAACCCCCCUGCUAU
This is a messenger RNA of Phasianus colchicus (ring-necked pheasant), 2846 nucleotides long. Its product is annotated as E3 ubiquitin-protein ligase PHF7-like. Gene Ontology annotation, cellular component: nucleus. The record is from RefSeq and is a predicted model, not a curated record. Lineage: Eukaryota; Metazoa; Chordata; Aves; Galliformes; Phasianidae.